Molecule: messenger RNA, 403 nt
Organism: Budorcas taxicolor (takin)
Lineage: Eukaryota; Metazoa; Chordata; Mammalia; Artiodactyla; Bovidae
Product: ubiquitin-like
Exons: 1
Coding region: 23-403 (126 amino acids)
Biological process (GO): protein ubiquitination; translation; modification-dependent protein catabolic process
Cellular component (GO): nucleus; ribosome; cytoplasm
Molecular function (GO): structural constituent of ribosome; protein tag activity; ubiquitin protein ligase binding
Source: RefSeq, a predicted model, not a curated record
CGGUCGAGCAGCAGGCGCAGAGAUGCAGAUCUUUGUGAAGACCCUGAUGGGCAAGACCAUUACCCUUGAGGUCGAGCCCAGUGACACCACUGAGAGUGUCAAAGCCAAAAUCCAAGACGAGGAGGGCAUCCCACCAGACCAGCAGCGUCUGAUCUUCUCCGGCAAAGAGCUGGAGGAUGGCCGCACUCUGUCAGACUACAAUAUCCAGAAAGAGUCCACCCUGCACCUGGCGCUUCAUCUGCGAGGCGGCAUCAUUGAGCCUUCCCUCCGUCAGCUCGGUCAGAAAUACAACUGUGACAAGAUGAUCUGCCCCAAGUGUUACGCCCGCCUGCACCCCCGUGCUGUCAACUGCCGCAAGAAGUACGGCCACACCAACAACCUGCGCCCCAAGAAGGUCAAAUAA